AUGAGACUAAAGACUAGUCUCACCCAUGUCUGUACUCUUCAAUUCUCCUCUUCUCAAGAUCUCAUACAUCAAACCUGUUACUCCAUCAUGGUCCACACCUUCUAUGACGGAACCAUUGUGGUGGCCCAACACAUCCUGGGCUCCCUAUCGCACUUUCUCCAACAAGCCGAGCAACGCCCAAAUGCUACCGAUCUGCUCGACGCACGUCUCUGUGAGGACAUGUAUCCAGUGACCGACCAAGUGCGCCUCGCAACCCAAUUCUCAGAAAACCUCGUCGCCCGCCUAACCGGUCGGGAGCCGGUAAUCACUGAAGGCAAACCCACCACAUAUGCCGAAUGCUAUGAGCGGAUUGAAAAGGUGCUAAAGGCCCUUAAAGACGCCGACAAGGACGUCGUCAAUCAGCACCCUGAUAAGCUGAAGCUCACUCAAAUGGGCCCGGAGCAGGCGGCCGAGAUCAGCGGUGCUACCUAUGCCCAUACCAUUGCCUUGCCGAACAUAUAUUUCCACCUCACUACUGCGUAUGGUAUUCUCCGGAAGGAGGGGGUUCAGCUAGGUAAGCGGGAUUAUUAUGUCGGUUUCACUUCACGGCUACUCGUUUGA
Molecule: messenger RNA, 600 nt
Organism: Penicillium egyptiacum
Lineage: Eukaryota; Fungi; Ascomycota; Eurotiomycetes; Eurotiales; Aspergillaceae
Source: the annotation of a GenBank genome assembly